This is a messenger RNA of Homo sapiens (human), 3379 nucleotides long. It is a transcript of the gene PODNL1, whose product is annotated as podocan like 1. The record is from RefSeq and is marked validated. Bases 569 to 1861 code for a protein of 430 amino acids. The transcript is spliced from 6 exons. Lineage: Eukaryota; Metazoa; Chordata; Mammalia; Primates; Hominidae.
GGGCUGGCCUGUCCUCACCACCCCAUCCGGCCGCCUGCCCGUCCUCCCCAGGGCGGGGAAGGGGGUGGGCCAGCUCCCCCAAAGCCCCGGGAGAACAGGCUGUUGUGGGGGGUGGCAUGGGUCUGGAGAUGGGGGGCGGUGGUGGCCACAGCAGAGGCUCCAGGAGGUGACCGCCUGGUUUCCAUUAGGAAGUCCUGGUCAGCAGCUUGGGCGAGAUGGCAGAGUCAGGGCUGGCCAUGGUAAGGUGGGGCACGGGAGGGUCUGAGGGUGGGGCCUGCCUGCCCCCCCACCCCUGCUCUGCCAACUGGCCACUGCCUCCCCACCAAGACCCUCCCCGAGGAGGGGAUGCUCCAGUCACCAUGGCGACCCUGCGCCCAGCCUGGAGACACGCUGACCCUCCCUCCCCCGCAGUGGCCGAGCCUGCUGCUGCUCCUGCUGUUGCCGGGGCCCCCGCCCGUCGCCGGCUUGGAAGACGCUGCCUUCCCCCACCUGGGGGAGAGCUUGCAGCCCCUGCCCCGGGCCUGUCCCCUGCGCUGCUCCUGCCCCCGAGUCGACACUGUGGACUGUGAUGGCUUGGACCUUCGAGUGUUCCCGGACAACAUCACCAGAGCCGCUCAGCACCUCUCCCUGCAGAACAACCAGCUCCAGGAACUCCCCUACAAUGAGCUGUCCCGCCUCAGUGGCCUGCGAACCCUCAACCUCCACAACAACCUCAUCUCCUCCGAAGCUCUCAGUGGCCCCUCAGUUUCUGCCCCGGUCCCUCCGUGUCGCGGAUCUGGCUGCCAACCAAGUGAUGGAGAUCUUCCCCCUCACCUUUGGGGAGAAGCCGGCACUCAGGUCCGUGUACCUCCACAACAACCAGCUGAGCAACGCUGGCCUGCCCCCCGACGCCUUCCGCGGCUCCGAGGCCAUCGCCACCCUCAGCCUCUCCAACAACCAGCUCAGCUACCUGCCGCCCAGCCUGCCGCCCUCACUCGAGCGGCUCCACCUGCAGAACAAUCUCAUCUCCAAGGUGCCCCGAGGAGCCCUGAGCCGCCAGACUCAACUCCGUGAGCUCUACCUCCAGCACAACCAGCUGACAGACAGUGGCCUGGAUGCCACCACCUUCAGCAAGCUGCAUAGCCUUGAAUACCUGGAUCUCUCCCACAACCAGCUGACCACAGUGCCCGCCGGCCUGCCCCGGACCCUGGCUAUCCUGCACCUGGGCCGCAACCGCAUCCGGCAGGUGGAGGCGGCUCGGCUGCACGGGGCGCGUGGUCUGCGCUAUUUGUUGCUGCAGCACAACCAGCUGGGGAGCUCAGGGCUGCCCGCCGGGGCUCUGCGGCCGCUGCGGGGCCUGCACACGCUGCACCUCUAUGGCAAUGGGCUGGACCGCGUGCCUCCAGCCCUGCCCCGCCGCCUGCGUGCCCUGGUGCUGCCCCACAACCACGUGGCCGCGCUGGGUGCCCGUGACCUGGUCGCCACACCGGGCCUGACGGAGCUUAACCUGGCCUAUAACCGCCUGGCCAGCGCCCGUGUGCACCACCGGGCCUUCCGCCGGUUGCGUGCCCUGCGCAGCCUCGACCUGGCAGGGAAUCAGCUAACCCGGCUGCCCAUGGGCCUGCCCACUGGCCUGCGCACCCUGCAGCUGCAACGCAACCAGCUGCGGAUGCUCGAGCCCGAGCCUCUGGCCGGCCUGGACCAACUGCGGGAGCUCAGCCUGGCGCACAACCGGCUCCGGGUCGGCGACAUCGGGCCAGGCACCUGGCAUGAGCUCCAAGCCCUCCAGGUCAGGCACAGGCUGGUUAGCCACACUGUCCCCAGGGCCCCUCCAUCCCCCUGCCUGCCCUGCCACGUCCCAAACAUUCUAGUUAGCUGGUAAAGCAAUCAGAACAAGAAAAUGAUAAGAGUGGGUUAGAAGGUGAUGAGGAGGCUGGGUGAGGUGGCUCAUGCCUGUAAUCCCAGCACUUUGGGGAGCCAAGGCAGGAGAAUCGCUUUAGGCUAUGGGUUUGAGACCAGCCUGGCAACACAGCAAGACCCUAUCUCUACCAAAAAAACAUAGCCAAGCGUGGUGGCACAUGCCUGUAGUCCCAGCUAUUCAGGAGGCUGAGGCAGGAGGAUCGCUUGAGCCCAGAAGUUUGAGGCUGCAAUGAGCCGUGAUCGGGCCACUGCCCUCUAGACUGGGCAACAGAGCAAGACCCUGUCUCUUGAAAAAAAAAGUGAUGAAAGAGGUAUGGUGCGAUUCAAUGACUGACUCAUUUAAUCAAGUGGGGACCUGUCUGUCUGUGCCUUCCUGGGAAGGGCCUUAGUUUACCUCUGCAGAAGGGAGGAAUUUGGCAAUCAUGGGGGGUGGGGGGCAGAAGGGCCAGGCUGGUAUGAAGGGGGCAGGGGACUCUCAGAGAGGUUGGGGGCUGGCUGAGCUGAGUGGCCCAGGCCUGGGGCUGCCACGAUGCCAUCUAUAACCCCCUGCCCAGAUGCUGGACCUCAGCCACAAUGAGCUGUCCUUUGUGCCCCCGGACCUGCCUGAGGCCCUAGAGGAGCUGCACCUCGAGGGCAACCGCAUCGGCCACGUGGGCCCCGAGGCCUUCCUCAGCACACCCCGCCUGCGUGCCCUCUUCCUCAGGUGCCCCGAGGGUGACCGGAGGGGUGGAGGUGGGCAGGGGAGGGCCUGGGAGGGUCAUGACCGCCUCUCUGUGCAGGGCCAACAGGCUUCACAUGACGAGCAUCGCGGCUGAGGCCUUCCUGGGGCUCCCAAACCUGCGUGUGGUGGACACGGCAGGGAAUCCGGAGCAGGUCCUGAUCCGGCUGCCUCCCACCACCCCACGUGGGCCACGGGCAGGGGGCCCCUGAUCCUAGAGAGGCCCAGCAGAGCAGCUCAGACUCCUGGGACUCCGCUGGGCCGUGGACUGAGGAGACAACGCCCACCAGGGGCCCUUGGUCUGGCUCUCCUGGGCCUCCAGGGCUGGGCCUGCUCUGCCUGCCACUGGCCGAGACACAGAGGCACACAGCUGGCAUACUCCAGGCUCACAGACCACGCCGGCCUGGCGGGACACACCCUACCCCAAACUCCCAACACAGAUGGAGGCAGCAACAAUAAAGCCAAACCCUUCCAGCACUCAGCACGGACCAGGCACCCUUUGGGGGCUCUGUCCACGGACUCCUCCCCACAACCAGUCCAGCUGGGGAAACUGAGGCUCUGGGAUGCUAAGUGGGUCAGGACUGAAUUUUGAGGUCUUGAGGCACACACUGGGGUCACCAAACAGCACCCUGUGCGACCUAGCCACGUGUGAUUGCAGGGACGCCCAAGGCCACCCACUGAAAAAACACUGGGUGACAGAUAUAGGGACCCUCACAUGUAUCCCCCCCCACAGCAAGCAUGGGAAUGAAAUGCAUCCUUCAA